Messenger RNA from Equus quagga, 8449 nucleotides. RefSeq names its product nuclear receptor subfamily 2 group C member 2 (gene NR2C2). The coding region runs from base 347 to 2137 and encodes 596 amino acids. Gene Ontology annotation, biological process: positive regulation of transcription by RNA polymerase II; anatomical structure development; cell differentiation. Gene Ontology annotation, molecular function: nuclear receptor activity; zinc ion binding; RNA polymerase II cis-regulatory region sequence-specific DNA binding. The record is from RefSeq and is a predicted model, not a curated record. The transcript has 14 exons. Lineage: Eukaryota; Metazoa; Chordata; Mammalia; Perissodactyla; Equidae.
ACCGGGCGGCCGCUCUCGUCCCGGAACGCGUCAGGAGUGCUUGCUAUAGAACAAUAGUAAUAAGGGUGAUGGAGCAUCUUGAAUCCACGGCGCCGGCUCGUGGAAGGGCUUUUCGGAAUUGGCACCGUCUCAGGGCUCCGGCCCGUCUUCUCGGCACGGCUGCGGGCGAAUCCCCUUUCUGAGGCUCGACUCAUAGACUGCCAAAUGGCGAGAAUGGGGGUUUCUGCCUGGCCGGACCUCCCUUCUCAGGAUCGUUUGAGGGGCUGUGCUCAGAAAAUGGAGUCCAGGCUACUUUGUGAACCUCAAAGUACCACGUACACAGACCUCUCGGCCGGAAUCUCCAGGGAUGACCAGCCCCUCCCCGCGCAUCCAGAUAAUCUCCACUGACUCUGCGGUAGCCUCACCUCAGCGCAUUCAGAUUGUGACAGACCAGCAGACAGGACAGAAGAUCCAGAUAGUUACCGCAGUGGACGCCUCUGGAUCCCCCAAGCAGCAGUUCAUCCUCACCAGCCCAGAUGGAGCUGGAACUGGGAAGGUGAUCCUGGCUUCCCCGGAGACAUCCAGUGCCAAACAGCUCAUAUUCACCACCUCGGACAACCUUGUCCCUGGCAGGAUCCAGAUCGUCACGGACUCUGCUUCUGUGGAACGUUUGCUGGGGAAGGCCGACGUCCAGCGGCCCCAGGUGGUAGAGUACUGUGUGGUCUGUGGUGACAAAGCCUCUGGCCGUCACUAUGGGGCUGUCAGUUGUGAAGGUUGCAAAGGUUUCUUCAAAAGGAGCGUAAGGAAAAAUUUGACCUAUAGCUGUCGGAGCAACCAAGACUGCAUCAUCAAUAAACACCACCGGAACCGCUGUCAAUUUUGCCGGCUGAAAAAAUGCUUAGAGAUGGGCAUGAAAAUGGAAUCUGUACAAAGUGAACGGAAGCCUUUUGAUGUACAACGGGAGAAACCAAGCAAUUGUGCUGCUUCAACUGAGAAAAUUUAUAUCCGGAAGGACCUGAGAAGUCCUCUGAUAGCCACUCCCACGUUUGUGGCAGAUAAAGAUGGAGCAAGACAAACAGGUCUUCUUGAUCCAGGGAUGCUUGUGAACAUCCAGCAGCCUUUGAUACGUGAGGAUGGUACGGUUCUCCUGGCCACGGACUCCAAGGCUGAAACAAGCCAGGGAGCUCUGGGCACACUGGCAAAUGUGGUAACCUCCCUUGCCAACCUAAGUGAAUCCCUUAACAAUGGUGACGCUUCGGAAAUGCAGCCAGAGGACCAGUCUGCAAGUGAGAUUACUCGGGCAUUUGAUACCUUAGCUAAAGCACUUAAUACCACAGACAGCUCCUCGCCUCCAAGCCUGGCAGAUGGGAUAGACACCAGUGGAGGAGGGGGCAUCCACGUCAUCAGCAGAGACCAGUCCACACCCAUCAUUGAGGUCGAAGGCCCCCUCCUUUCAGAUACUCACGUCACAUUUAAGCUCACGAUGCCAAGCCCAAUGCCAGAGUACCUCAAUGUGCACUACAUCUGUGAGUCUGCAUCCCGCCUGCUUUUCCUCUCCAUGCACUGGGCCAGGUCAAUUCCAGCCUUUCAGGCACUUGGGCAGGACUGCAACACCAGCCUGGUGCGGGCCUGCUGGAAUGAGCUCUUCACCCUCGGCCUGGCCCAGUGUGCCCAGGUCAUGAGUCUCUCCACCAUCCUGGCGGCCAUCGUCAACCACCUGCAGAACAGCAUCCAGGAAGAUAAACUUUCUGGCGACCGGAUAAAGCAAGUCAUGGAGCACAUCUGGAAGCUUCAAGAGUUCUGUAACAGUAUGGCGAAGCUGGAUAUAGACGGCUAUGAGUAUGCAUACCUUAAAGCUAUAGUUCUCUUUAGCCCCGAUCAUCCGGGUUUGACUAGCACAAGCCAGAUUGAAAAAUUCCAAGAAAAGGCACAGAUGGAGCUCCAGGACUAUGUUCAGAAAACCUACUCAGAAGACACCUACCGAUUGGCCCGGAUUCUCGUCCGCCUGCCUGCGCUCAGGCUGAUGAGCUCCAACAUAACAGAAGAACUUUUUUUUACUGGUCUCAUUGGCAAUGUUUCGAUAGACAGCAUAAUCCCCUACAUCCUCAAGAUGGAGACGGCAGAAUAUAACGGCCAGAUCACUGGAACCAGUCUAUAGUGUACACCACACACCUGUCAAGGAGCAAAGGAUCCCCCCAGGACCGCUCACAUACAGAGAAAAUAAAGUAGUGGUAUUUUGGUAUGUGCAAAUAUUUCCAGUAUGUUAGCCAUUUCCUACCUGGUUUCUUCUUACCUGUUAAUCCCAGACAAUAGCAACUAAAAGACUAGUAGGAUCGUUUCCUGCCAUAAGAAAUGUUUUAAUGCCUUUUGAUGAAGCAGAUUUUGGAACAAUCUUUUAACGCAGUUUGUAUUUAGAAAUUCUCAAAGGGCAAAAAACAAAGUUUUAUAAUGUCAGAGAGUAGUAUUAAAGAAAACUAAAAGAACCUAAGAGAACAGUAUGUGUGUAUAUAUAUUAAAAAUGUCCUUGGAAUUAAUAGUUACUAAUUACCAGGGUAAUAAUAUUAGCACUUUCUAAGCACUUCUUAUCAAUGCGUAAUGUUAGCAACAUCUUGCCUGUGGGCAGGGCAAAUGGAAAACUGUCUUAUGUCUUUUGCCGAAAUGCUAAUGAUUUCUGUGAAAACGCACUAGGGUACAGGAGACAAUCAUUUAUGUUUAAGAAAAGAAGGCAUCAUUCCUAAUUGUAUGCACACAAUGGUGGCGUUGAGCUAAAUUCCUAUGAACGAAUGAAAUGUGGCCUGUCUGCAUCGCAGGGAGGGGAGCGUGGCAGCACAGUCAGUGGUGACCCAAACCAGAAGCUUCUCGGCCGUAGAGUUGAUGCUUGUCAGCUUCCCUGACUUCUGGCCCUGGUCUCUGAGGGGCAUCUGCAGGCGCCUCUAAACCUGGGGCUCUCUUCUGAUGCCUAGUUCUUGGAAUUGGAUUGCAAGCAGUCAGACAUUAACAGCCAGUUCCUGCAGCAACUGAAAACAUCCCCAUACCACCUCCACUACUCAUGGCACAUGGAGCCUUCUGACCAAAAAAUGCGAGGUGGGCAUUUUGAACCCCUGGCAGUACUUCCUGAAUGCAGUCUGGGGUGGUUGCACAUUGUUCAGAUGGAGGAGUGUGGCCUCCUUGGAGUGCGAGGGUUCCCUUCUCAAUGGAAUUUCCAUUCCAAAUGCCCCCUUGAGAAGGGCCUGUAUUCCUGCAGUUCAGUCAGAACUGUGCAGUGAGGUGGAGUGGGGCGUGCAGGAUCUUGUUGCCUGGCCAGGGUGGUGGUAGUGAAGCUGAAUGGAAGGUUUCUCUGUUGACCUUAAAUAUCAGGGUUCUUCAGAAUGUCUCCAGACUCAGCAUCUCUGCUGGCUGAGCCUUUUCAUGGUGCUGGCACACCGUGCACUUUGAUUCCCCUAGGUGUGUGCCAGCAAACCCCCCCGGAGCAUUUUAGAUGAUGGAUGCAGAAGCAGGCCACCUGCUCCAUAAAAACAACCAUAAUUCCCAAAGUCAUCUUCUUUCUCCUUAAAAGUUAUAGAGACCAACAUUUACGAGAACAGAAUGCAGUUAUAAGGAAGUUAUAUCUAGAGAAGAGCACCUCUGAAUUCCCCUGGAUGUGAGUAAGCAUUUCCUCUUUGGGAACAGUGGCAUGUCCAAGCCUGGGCUAGGUACUUUGUAUUUUCUUUUUGUAUAGCCCAGAUUAAGAAAAUACAGUGUAAAGUUAAAUUUGCAAGAUGAUAUCCAAAAAGAUCCGGUGCACUCCGCUGCCUCGGAGGUGCUCCCUGGUCCAUCUUGGCCCCCAGUCAAGGUGGGUGCCCAGCCAGCCGGCCACAGGCUUAUGGCAAAAUGGGGUACUUGAUUCUGAAAUAAGUGUUAGCACUUUAUGAAAGUCAUUAGUGGGACUUGAGUGGCGACAGUAUUUCUGACUUCUAAAUUCCUGUUUGGAUUUAGUUAUAUCAUUUAUAAUUCAUGCCUUGGAAGCAAAUUUUGAAGAAUACUGGGGGUCCCCAAUAUAAAAUGAUGGAAAGGAUUAAUUUUGCCAGCUUAAAUUUUUUGGUUUUCUAACUUUGAAGUGAUUUAAAUUUCAAAAUUAACACCAAAAACUGGCCAAGACAAUGGAGUUAGGGUGAGUCUGUUUCCUUUCUGCAUGAUUUCAGCAGAGGGCACUGUGGAGCAGAUUUAUGCGUCUUACACAGUGAGUUGCCUGUUUCUCAGUUCUCUUGAUUUUUGAAUGUAAGCACGUCUGUUGAUCGCGUAGCAGUUCCCUGGCAGUACAUGUUGUGUCGCAUCUUUCAGAUCUGAGUUCUCAGUGUUAAUGAAAAGGUCCAUACUGACUAGCUCCCCUCAUUUCCAGGGGCAGGCCCUGCCAAGUCCAUUGUCCAUUAGGCUUCUAGACUCAGGUUUCCUUAAGAUAUUGGGACAGCUUAGCCAAGACCUUGAGGUCCUGACGACGCCACUGUUUAGAUAUGUUAGGAAGAGAAAGUGAUAACCAGCAGGAAGAGAGUGAACACUUGGAUGAGGAACUGCCACACUCCUGGAGAAAAAUCGAUUUAGCUUGGAAAGUCGCUGAUUCUAACCUGGUCCUGCCCCAAGUCCCUUCACUGGUGAUGGUUGAUUCCAGUGGACCAUUUUGGGCAUUGAACAUGCCUCAUUAGUUUCCCAGAUCCUCUUGAACUUACUUUGAAGUCAUCUUUUCCUUAAGAAUCAUGUCCACACAACCUGAAUUCUUACUGCCCCAAAUCAUUUCAAGUCUUUGGCAGCAGGUCCGUUCCAUCUCUUGUCAAAUUGCUUAAGAGAAGUAAGCCCAAAGUCAGGAAUUAUUUAAAGGGAUCCCAAACAAAUAUUUGGGUUCAACUUUCACAAGGCUUUUAACAAACAUUGUUAGGAAUUUGUGAAACUCUAGAUUUAGUGAAGUGAGGCCAGCCCUCUGCCCAGUGAAUCCUUGAGUGAAAUAAGCCAGGAGCAGGAUUCUUUGCCAUGUAGCCUAUUCAAACGCCCCUUCUGCCAUAGCCACUCCCCCCUCAGUGAGGAGAGAGGUAUGCUGGCUAAGGGAGGUGGAGACAGACACACACACCAUUACUUCUUGAUGAAGUGGGCUCUUUUCCAGCAGUAUCUCACAUAAUGUUGGAGAGUUAUAUGUUGAAGUUUGUGGAGCUCAUUACAUAUAAUCAUAAAACAGGACAGGAGCAGACUUAGAAAAAGACCAAAUUACUCAAGCAAAUAAUACUUUCCAAGUUAUUCUUGGAAGGUACUUCUAAAGAAGUAUGUUACCACCUUUCUAACUUGAGAUUUGUGUGUGGUGUGUAUUGGGGAGUUACAUUAUUUAUUGUCUAAACUCUACCAUGAGGCUGUUUGGGGUUCCUUUGUUGUUUGGGGUUUGUAUUUAAUUUCAGGUGUGGUCACUUGUUGUGAGAUGUUAUGUAAUUGCCCUCAGGAGGGAUUGUUUUCUAGCUUAUCAGUGUCAGUAUUAAAUGUGGACUCUGUUGAGAGGCAGUUCCCACCAGCCGUGGCGAUAGCGAUGGCCGUGUCGACUCCGGCUCCCAAUAUGGCAGCACACUCACUAGAGCACGGGGUGGAGCAACAUACUUACCUGGCUGUUGGGCUUGUUUCGGGGAGAGCCGCUGCAGGGAGCCAAGAAUUAGAAAGGCUCUAGCUGUAUCUCGUGCUUUGAUUCUGGAAAAAGCCCACAUCCUAAUCCUUUGGGGUAAUUUCCAGCAGAGCAGUCUUGCUUCCAGCCUGCCAUCUGCCUGCCUAGCAGCCCUUGCUGUGGAUCCCACUUCCAGGACCUGAUCAUAUUAGGGUCCACAAGCUUGUUGCCCACUUUGCAGUGGAAAUGCCCUAUGUGCAACGGGGCUGUAGAUGACAGUUCAACUCUUCUCUAGGCCCAGGUCCUGAAAAGUGUCAUCUUCUGACAUUCACUUUUAUCCCGGGAGCACAGUGCCCUUUCGUCCCUAGAAAGGACUGAGCAGGCCGGGCGGAUGCUCCACUUUCUUCCUCUGUCCCACUUCCAUUCUCUAGAUUGUGCGGCUCUUUGAAAAUGUCUUAAUUCUGAUGUAAAUUUGUAAAACCAACCCCCAAUUGAGACAGUGGGUUUGGGUCUUUUGUACCCAGGGUUCUGGACCUCCUCAUGUGUGUGCCUCCUGCCAGCGUGCACUUCAUGCAUCCAGCCUGGGGUCCCUUCAGUGGAUUUGUGCGUGUACAGAUUUAUAGGCUUGUAUGACUGAAUGAAUGUACAUGUGUUUAUACCUUCUCUAUCUGUACAGUGUAUAUAGUGUGUGUAUGUGUACAUAGAUGUAUAUUAUGUAUACAGACAUGUAGCCACAUAGCCAAACUUUCCUCAUGUUUUAAAGAGAGUCUAUGACAGAGUUGCUAAAGUAAAUUGAUGUGGAUGUUCCAAGGUCCCUCAGCAGGAUGCAUUUGCUGAGAUUUUAACUCCAUUUUCCUUUGGGUGAGCCUGGCUGGGAAAGGCCAUGAAGUCAGAAUCUCCACUCUGCACCAGGGAAAGUUCCAGACAGAAGUCUAGGAAGCAGAAAUACAGCUCAUCCUUAUGUCUAAAACUAGGUGGCGAUCUUUAACCUGGUUUCACACACCUAUUUAUGGCUUAACUGGACGGAACUGGUACAGCCAUCAGCCUUCCCAAAUACUCACUCUUUCAUGUGGUCCAGAGAUGGGCAUCGUGGUGAGAGAUGCGGAAUGGUCCCUGUCAUGGGGCCUGACUCCCAGUGUGGUGGCAGUUUCCCACGCUUGCUCUGGACUCAGUCACUAAACAGUGGGCACUGCCCUGUGACUAAAUAGAGAUUCCCAUCUCUCUAACACCAGUUGGAAAAAAAACCUACCAAGUAUUCUUUAAAAAUGAGCAUGAAUGUUGAUGGCUAACUUUUAUGCCAUGUAAAAGUUACAAAUCUUAAAUUAUUUCUCAAACUAUAGCAUGUGAAUAAAAUCCACUGACUUAAAUCCUUUCUGUAAAUUAUGAUUUAAAAAUUUCAGAUAAAGAUUGCAUUUUAGUACAGAUAUGUGUGCCCUUAAAGCUACAGAUGCCAAAUUUUCCUUGUCCAGGUCUAUUCUGAUGAAUUUCCCCCCUUAAUCGGGCUGUAAACAGGCAGGGCACUCAGGAGCCAGGGCCCAGCCCUGCAGUAGUUGCUCACGGACCUGGUAAGCAGGCGCCUGCCAGGCAGGAAGGUUAAAAGCUGGCCUGCUAAACGAAAUCACUGGAUAACUGCAAAAACUCACAUAAUCCACAAGUUGCUUUUUUUUAAAAAAACAUAAGCUAUUGAAAUGUUUGAGAACAUUUCAUUGAGACCACAGUACUCAGUGCCUUUCGUUAGACGGUGGGUCACUUAGCCUUCAGCUUCCCUUAUUUUUGAUGUAAAGAAAGCUCCUGCUACUUCUUUGGCCUAAUCCAGCAGUGAUUGUUGAACCUUUCCCACAUCCUUGCCUGUCAUGACAAUCACAUUAUUGAAGGUGACUUCCCAGUUAAAAUACAAGUGGAAGCUUGACGGUCUCUUAAUGAAUCUUUAAAUGAAAAUUUUUCUUUGGGGCUACUUAUCUUAACAGCAGUCUAAGAAUAAUUAAUUAAACUGAGCUUAAAAAUGUAUCAGUGGGGGUGGGAUAUUUUUAAUGCUCAGCUAUACUUUCAGUUGAGAAGCCAGUAAUUUUGGUUUCUCAAUAUUUAUACAUACAACAUAGAAAAAAACGCUAGAAAAAAUAAAUGCUGGAAAAAACUGCUCAGCAGCAUUUGGCAGUUGACAGACUGUGAUAAAGCUUAAUAAUUGGAUAACUCUUGGAAGUAGUAGGCUUUACAUUAAAAAUGGCUUUUCUUUAGGAAAGUAUAAUCAUUUUAACGACCAGAGCAUUCAUGGACUCAAAUGCUGCUGUCGCCACAUACAACUCAAGUGCUGGAAUAUUUUUCUACAGUCUCCGUUCUCCCAAUUAUCUUGUAAACCAGUGUUCAACUAGUUUUAUAACUGAAAAGCUGCACAUUUUUCAUAGUACAAACCAUGGUUUUUACCUGUAGUUUGGACCUCUCUGUUAAAAUGUAGCUGCAUUACCAGCCCUUUUAAAAUACAUGUUAAAGGAAAAUUCAGGUGUUAGAUUUUCUUGGGACCGUUUCUGUAACCUCUCCCCUUCACAAUAUAGAAAAUACUGUUUAUGCCAUUACAUUUUAAUUCCAGGUUUAAAACCUGCGGAAAGCUAUAGCUUGAAGUCAGCUUUGUUUAUGUGAUGGCAUUUAAAAAUAGCAUGUUCUUUUUAAACUGAAUUUUACAUCUAAUCAAUGUCUUCAGUCUUGAAGAAGAAUUUGCAUUGUUGUGUUUGUAUAUAGAGUAUUGCAGUGCAUGAAUUAGCUUUAUGCAUUUUAUUAAAUGCUGUUUCAAUGUGGCAUUAUUGUUGUGGCUUAAUACUACUACCUAAAUGAGGUUUAUACUAUUAAAAGUGAAUUAAAGACUAA